Molecule: messenger RNA, 3857 nt
Organism: Mycetomoellerius zeteki
Lineage: Eukaryota; Metazoa; Arthropoda; Insecta; Hymenoptera; Formicidae
Gene: Tao
Product: Serine/threonine-protein kinase Tao
Exons: 12
Coding region: 686-3379 (897 amino acids)
Biological process (GO): protein phosphorylation
Cellular component (GO): cytoplasm
Molecular function (GO): protein serine/threonine kinase activity; ATP binding
Source: RefSeq, a predicted model, not a curated record
CAUCGCGAAUGGACGGCUCUCUCGCCUGGUGUGCCGUGUAGUGUGUACGGUGUAUACGGUGCAAGUACGGUACGAAGCGGGACGAGCGAAAUCGGACGUGAGACGCAGGUGGAGGAAUCCUCGCGCACGGUCCUUGCGAUCGUCUGUGGAUUCGAGGUACGGUGGCCUCGUCGUUGUUCGCUGUCUCGCGGCUCGUUCACUCUCGCGAGAGUGCUCGCGCGCGCGUACGCGAAAAACGAAAGAGAGCGAGAGAGAGAGAAAGAGAGAGAGUAUAUGUAUAUGUAUAUGUGUGUGUAGGUGCGUGCGUGACGUGCGUAUCGGCGACGAGCGACGACGACGACGACGACGGCACGACGACGACGAAGCGUGUAUUGUUCCGGGGCGCGGUGCGCAACUCUCGCGAAUCAACGGCGGGCUCGCCCGAGGAUCGCAGGCGUUUAAUUAUGCCCGCGGGAUCGUCGGCCAGGUUCAGGAAAAAGGACUGCUCCGCCUGAAGAGAGUGCGCACGGAGCCUACGAGGCGCAUGCUUCCCCGCCCGCUCCCUCGCCAUUUUGGAGAAUGUUAAAUUUGGGAAUGGACUGACAGAGGAUUCAAUAAAAACAGACGGUUCAGGCAAGGAAUCUAAAGAUAACAGGGCAAGGUGUCUGGACUAGGCCUCGGGCAUCUAAUUAUCAACAACUCGACUAUGCCAGCUGUUGCAAGGCCUGGUAGUUUAAAGGACCCAGAGAUUGCCGAAUUAUUUGAGAAAAAUGAUCCGGAGAAAAUAUUUGAGGAUUUACGCGAGAUCGGGCAUGGUAGUUUCGGGGCUGUUUACUAUGCACGAUGCCUGGUUACCAAAGAAAUUGUUGCCAUCAAGAAAAUGUCUUACCUGGGGAAGCAAACGGUAGAAAAGUGGCAGGACAUUUUAAAGGAAAUUCGAUUUCUUAGGCAACUUAAUCAUCCUAACACUAUAGAGUAUAAGGGUUGCUAUCUCAGGGACCACACUGCCUGGUUGGUGAUGGAAUAUUGUCUUGGCUCUGCAUCAGAUAUUAUUGAGGUACAUAAAAGACCACUGAAGGAAGAAGAAAUAGCUGCAAUAUGCGAAGGUGUAUUACGCGGCUUGCAUUAUCUUCACUCCCUUGGGAGAAUCCAUCGUGAUGUGAAAGCUGGAAAUAUUUUACUUACUGAGAACGGUACAGUGAAAUUAGCUGAUUUUGGAUCUGCGAGUAUAAAAUGUCCAGCCAAUAGCUUUGUAGGGACUCCGUACUGGAUGGCGCCAGAAGUUAUAUUGGCUAUGGACGAGGGGCAAUAUGAUGGCAAGGUUGACGUAUGGUCAUUAGGAAUAACAUGCAUCGAAUUAGCGGAAAGAAAGCCACCUUAUUUUAAUAUGAACGCAAUGAGCGCCUUGUAUCAUAUUGCACAGAAUGACACUCCAACGUUAAAUUCGCCAGAUUGGACUGAUGUUUUUCGACAUUUUGUUGAGGUGUGUCUCACAAAAAGUCCAAUUGAAAGACCAACAUCCGGGAAACUGUUAUCACAUCAAUUUGUCACCAGACCACGUUCUCCUCAAGUUUUGAUAGAUUUGAUACAGAGAACAAAAGCCGCUGUUCGGGAAUUAGAUAAUUUGAAUUAUCGUAAAAUGAAGAAGAUCUUGAUGAUCGAUGCAUGCGAAACAGAGAGCACAGUUGGUGACGCUGACGAUACUCCUGAUGAACAAACAGGUGGCGAUAGUAGCAAAAGCAAUUCAAUUACCUCAGAACACUCGAUUCACUCGAUGGGCGUCUCAGCAAGCUCUCAAAGUUCCUCCACCAAUAGCCUGCCGCUGCCGAAUGCUGAUGGUAAUGAUUAUUCUUCGGGAUCUGUCAGAAAUCGGCAUAAGGUCUCAGCAGGUGGUGUCACUGCCAAUCUUCUUGAACACGGUGCCAAUAAUUUUGCAACAAUUAGGACAACUUCAAUUGUUACGAAACAACAAAAAGAACAUAUGCAAGAAGAAAUGCAUGAACAAAUGAGUGGAUAUAAACGAAUGAGGAGAGAGCACCAAGGUGCUUUGGUGAAAUUAGAGGAACGUUGUAAAAUGGAAAUGGAGUCACAUAAACAGCUGUUGGAUAAAGAGUAUGAAACUUUGUUACAACAGUUUAGUAAGGAUCUCGAGAAAUUGCAACUCAGACAUCUACAAGAGUUAGAACGCAAGUUAAAACAAAAUCAAAAUGCUGAGAAGAAACUUAAUAAAGAGAUAACAAGUAGACAUGAAGCUGACCGUAAAGCUCUGGAAGCUCAACAGAAGAGAGAGUACAAAGCCUAUAAAGAAAGAUGGAAAAAAGAACUUUCUCAGGAUGAAGUAACUCCAAAGAGGCAACGAGAUGCUACACUUCAAAGUCAGAAAGAUAAUUUGAGACAGAUGGAAGCGCAAGAGGAACAACGGCUUGCGAGGGGACAACGAGAAUAUUUGGAUCUUGAAAUUCGAAAAUUCCGUAGAAAAAAGUUACUCAUCUUCCAUAGUUUGGAGCAGGAGCUUCUUCGUGAAGAAUUGAAUAAACGGCAACAGCAACUGGAGCAAGCACAUGCUAUGCUUCUGCGACAUCAUGAAAAAACGCAAGAAUUAGAAUAUAGACAACAAAGAGCAGUACACGCACUUCGUGAGGAUCAAGUACAUCGACAGCAUUCAACAGAACUUUGUAAUCAGCAGGAUUAUAUGCAACGGGCCGAACGUGAUCUACGUAAAAAGCAUGCGUUAGAACUUAAACAACAACCGAAGAGUCUCAAGCAAAAGGAAAUGCAAAUUCGUAAACAGUUUAGAGAAACUUGUAAAAUACAAACACGACAAUAUAAAGCGUUGAAAGCUCAAAUCCUGCAAACGACUGCUAAGGAUGAGCAAAAAGCAGUUAUUAAAAAAUUAAAGGAAGAACAAAGACGCAAAUUAGCACUUUUAGGUGAUCAAUAUGAGCAAAGUAUUGCUGAAAUGCUUCAAAAGCAAAGUAUACGGUUAGACGAGUCACAAGAAGUAGAAUGCCAUAAUCUUAAGGAAAGGUUAAAUUAUGAAUUAGAAAUUCUAAUGGCAUACCAAUCAAAAAAUAAGAUGCAAGCCGAGGCGCAGAGGAACAGAGAACGUCGUGAAUUGGAAGACCGUGUAUCCGUCAGACGAGCUUUACUUGAACAAAAAAUGGAAUUAGAAACUCAGGAAUUCCUUCGCGAACGUAGUGAACGUAUACGCCUGUUACAUGAAAGGCAAGAACGGGAACUACAGCAAUUUGAUGAGGAAAGUGCAAGAAUAGGAUUCAGUGCUCUGGCGAUAGCUGAAGCAUCGAAAGAAUCUUAUCCAGACGAUGAAAGCCUUAGUGGCUCCAUGUUAAGUCUGGCUCACAGUAAUAGCUCCACGUCCUUCCCCCCUAAUAGUCUUUAAUUUUAAUCAUAUUAGUAUACAUAUACAUAUAUAUGUACGUAUCUAUGUAUGUAUAUGUAUAUAUGUCUGCCUGUAGUAAGUACAUGACGAGUCUGCCGACGUAUAAUAAUAAUUCAAUGACUUACAAAUAUAACAAGGGUUGGCUCAUUGCGUGCAUUGAACCGAAUCUGAAAGAUUUGUUAAGGUUGGGAAUGUGUAUUGGACUGAAAUUGUCAUAGGCGCGUAAUUUUUAAUCGUCCAGAUGUAUCAACAUACUUUGCUAGAAAAGAAAGAGAAAGCUUCAUAUUGAAGAAGAAUUUAGAUGCUUUUUGCAACAUUGUAAUAUUUAUUAAUCGUAACCAAAUAUUCUGAUGCAUAUAGAGAUAAAGGAAAAUCUUUCAAACAUUAAUCUCGUUUCUAAUAUCCAUUAGAGAAUCUUCAAAUUUAUAGGCCAGACGAUGUCAGCAUAGGGAAUAAAAAAUUUUAUACACACCUAUAC